Molecule: messenger RNA, 1371 nt
Organism: Tetrahymena thermophila SB210
Lineage: Eukaryota; Ciliophora; Oligohymenophorea; Hymenostomatida; Tetrahymenidae
Product: phosphatidylinositol 3- and 4-kinase family protein, putative
Exons: 2
Source: RefSeq, a predicted model, not a curated record
AUGUAUAAAAAGUUAUUUUCAAGCAGAAAUUUAGGUGUUUCAUUAGUAGCAACCAUUUUCCUCUCUAAUGAAAAUCCUGCAUAGAAUUUAUUGAAUAAUAAAAAGAAAUCAGACUAAAGUCUUCCUACAAAAACAUAUAUUUGGGGUAAUGGUAUUUAUUAAGCAAGGCCAGAUGCUUUGUUAUAAUACAAAAACUUCGAACCUAAGCUUAUUAAAACAUUCCAAGGAAAGGAAAAUAAAAAUAUGAAGGAAAUAAUUUUUGGAGAACAUAAUGAAGCCGGUAUUGAUAUUAAUGGAUAUAUUUAUGCUUGGAACAAACCUACUCUCGAAGCAAACUAUUAAAAUUAAGAAACAGACAAUUACAGAAAUGACAUAAUUCAAUUAGAUAAGAAAAAUAACAAUUAUAUUUAGGUUUCAUUUACUACAGGAUUUGUAUGGGCUCUUAAUGACAAAGGAGAAGUUUAUUAAUGGACUAUUUAAAAAAAAGUAGACGAUAGAAAUAGAGUAGUUGGAACAUAAAUUGAUCCUAACUCAAUGCGUCAAGUUAAGAGUCUUCCACCAAAUAUCUAAUAAAUUUCUACAGGAGUUGAUCACUUCUUAGCACUCACUCAAUAGGGAGAAGUAUUUUCUAUGGGAGAUGAUACUUAUGGAUAAUGUGGUUUAGGGUCUAUGAGUCGUUCUACUGCUCCUCCUUUCUAUGAACGUAGAGUUAAAAAUCCAAGAAAAAUAGAAUCUUUGAAUGCACGUAUUAAAAAAAUAUGCUGUGGUUCCAAUCAUUCACUUGCAAUAACUGAAGAAGGUUAAUUAUAUGGAUGGGGUUCAAACUCCAAUAUGUAAUUGAGCUAAGAAGAAUAAUUCUCUAGAGCUGAAGAACCAAUUAUAAGUAUUUUUACACCUUUAAAGAUAUAAAAAAUGCUUGAUUUCAGCUUAGUUACUGAUGUAGCAGCAGGUGAAGAGCACACUGUUAUAGUCACUCAAAAUAAGCACAGUGGAGAGACUGAGGUAUUUUCAUGUGGACAUAAUAACAAGGGUGAAUUAGGUGCAGGAUUCCUUCGUCAUCUUUCUGAUGUUGUUAAGAUCGAAGGUCUCUCAAACUUCUAAGUCAAAAACCCAAGUGGACAAAAAGAAAAUGUAAGAAUUAAUAAAAUUAGUUGCGGUAAUCACCACUGUAUUGCCUUGCUAAGUGCAGGAGUUGUUACAGAAUGGGGUGAAAAUGAUUAUGGAUAAUUAGGUAACAAGAAACGUUCAUUUAGCGAGCAUCCAAUUAUGAUUUCAACAUUUAAAAAAUAAAAUGUAUUGAAUAUCAGUGCAGGUUUUACAUCUUCAUCAGUUAUCUGUGAAGAUUUAGAAUAAACUAAACAAAAAAAGUGA